UUACUAUACACACAGGCUUGGGGCCAGCACCAUUCACACAUUACCCUGCUCUGCAGCAGACGGACAGAGUUGCUCUCAUCCUUGUCUCCCUUCUCCCCUACUUCUCCAAAAUCCUUCUCUGUGGGAGGAACAGCUAUAGCUUUAGGGAUAAUAUAGCUUUAAGGAAACUUUUGGCAGAUGCCGAUGUCCUAACAUCUGGGCAGUGUUAACGGGAUCCCGGAGGCCCGGACAGACCAGGAGCCACUCGUUCUAGGAAUGUUAAAGUAAAAGUUUUUCCGACUGAUGAGAGGAGCAGAAAGGAAGGAGAAAGAGCAAGAGAAGGAGAGAGAGCCGGACCCCUCCUCCACAAAAUACAACAGAUCCCACAUUUCUGCUUCCCCUCACUUUUGGAAGUUUAUUGAUGGCCGAUUUCUGAAAGUCAUUCUCCUUUGCCCUGGUACUUCUGGCCACAUACCUCUACUCUUGUCUCCCUAACCCACCCUUCCCCAGCUUCCCUGCCUUUCAAGGAUGGCCAUUCAACUAACUCGAAGAGGAGCUCUGUGUCUGCUGCUCUUCCUCACUCCAGUAGUGACACCAACGUGGUACGCAGGUUCGGGCUACUACCCAGAUGAAAGCUAUAAUGAAGUAUAUGCUGAAGAAAUCCCGCAGGCCCCCGCCCUAGACUACCGAGUCCCCCGAUGGUGUUAUACAUUAAAUAUCCAGGAUGGAGAAGCCACGUGCUACUCACCGAGAGGAGGAAAUUAUCACAGCAGCCUGGGCACUCGUUGCGAGCUCUCCUGUGACCGGGGCUUUCGACUGAUUGGACGGAGGUCGGUUCAAUGCCUGCCAAGCCGCCGUUGGUCUGGAACUGCCUACUGCAGGCAAAUGAGAUGCCACGCACUGCCAUUCAUCACGAGUGGCACCUACACGUGCACAAACGGGGUGCUUCUUGACUCCCGCUGUGACUACAGCUGUUCCACUGGCUACCACCUAGAAGGUGACCGCAGCCGAAUCUGCAUGGAGGACGGGCAAUGGAGCGGAGGCGAGCCUGUAUGUGUAGACAUAGAUCCUCCCAAGAUCCGUUGUCCUCACUCACGUGAGAAGAUGGCAGAGCCAGAGAAGCUGACUGCUCGCGUAUACUGGGACCCACCCGUGGUGAAAGAUUCUGCUGAUGGGACCAUCACCAGGGUGACACUUCGAGGCCCUGAGCCUGGCUCUCAGUUUCCCGAAGGUGAGCACGUGAUUCGUUACACUGCCUAUGACCGAGCCUACAACCGCGCCAGCUGCAAGUUCAUUGUAAAAGUACAAGUGAGACGCUGCCCAACUCUGAAACCACCACAGCAUGGCUACCUCACCUGCACCUCAUCGGGGGACAACUAUGGUGCCACCUGUGAAUACCACUGUGAUGGAGGUUAUGAGCGCCAAGGGACCCCCUCCCGGGUCUGCCAGUCCAGCCGCCAGUGGUCAGGAUCACCACCCAUCUGUACUCCUAUGAAGAUUAACGUCAAUGUCAACUCGGCUGCUGGCCUUCUGGAUCAGUUCUAUGAGAAACGGCGACUCCUCAUCAUCUCAGCUCCUGAUCCCUCCAACCGAUAUUAUAAAAUGCAGCUCACUAUGCUACAGCAAUCUACCUGCGGACUGGACCUGCGGCACGUGACCAUCAUCGAGCUGGUGGGGCAGCCACCUCAGGAGGUGGGACGCAUCCGGGAGCUACAGCUGUCAGCCAACCUCAUCGAGGAGCUCAGGCAGUUUCAGCGCCUCACUCCCUCCUACUUCAACAUGGUGUUGAUUGACAAGCAGGGAAUUGACCGGGAACGCUACAUGGAACCUGUCACCCCCGAGGAGAUCUUCACAUUCAUUGAUGACUAUCUACUGAGCAACCAGGAGCUGACCCAGCGCCGGGAGCAAAGGGACAUGUGCGAGUGAACUGGAGCCAGGCCGUGGUCAAGGUCAAAGGAAAAGGUCCCCUGGUCAGCCAAAGCUGGGGCCUCAUAAGAGGAGAAAAUGCUUUCCCACAGCUCUAGGGACAGGACUCUGAGGUGGCUGAGGUUCCUCGAUCCUGGGACAUUUCCAGACACCAUUUUAGGGCUGUGUAAUAGUUUCCUUAAGCAAGUCUCUGCUUUCGGUAGCACUGGAGGAGCAUGAGAAGCUAGGUGGGGACUGAGGACAGGCCCUGGGCAGCAGGUCGUGGCUAGAAGAUCUGGCUUUCCUAACCUGGGCCUCUGCCCGGCUCUCCGAAGUCUUCUAGAUAAGUAAAUCCUAAAUUCAUUCACUAACCGGCUGUGUUUUACAUAGUUCCUCUACCAUGAGUGACAGCAGAGGGCAGCACCAUCCCAACAGACAACCAGGACACUUGAGCAAGCGUAGCUGGAUUAACUGUGGGAUUGGAGGGUGGAGGGGGAGCCACAAAACAUUCCUGAACUUGUUUGUCGUUUCCCCCUUAGGGUAUUGGGCUACAAAUGCUAUGUUAACUAUCACUUCACCUAAGAGUUACCAAAAUGCUGCAGUGGGAGGGAGUUUGGGAAGAAAAAUCAGGCCAGGGCAGAAUGCUUUCUCUUGCCCCUCCAACUAGCUCAUGGGCAACAGUCUCUUCUUACUGAGCCUCCGGUUCCUGUAGCAAAAAGGUAGGCAAUGCGGCCCCCUCCUCAGAGAAGCCCCCAGUUCGUGAUCUUGGAAACCUCAAAACCACCAACUAUAAACUAAAUCAGAGAGAAGGAAAAAAGACAGACUCAGCCUCCCGUAUUCACUUACUCAGACAUCCACUUUGAAGAGAUGAGCAUGGAGCAGGUGGGAGCUACAGCAGCACAAAGGCAAGUAAACUGGGGCUUUGGGGGCUGUUGUGAAGCUGAUCCACAUUUGGACCCUUGCUCUGGCUUCUGCUGCACUCAAGCAUGCGCCACUGUUUCAAAGAAAAGUGUUCUUCCCCUUGCUGCCCCGGGAACCUUCUUGUCUACACUUGUGGAACCCUGUGUCAUGGUUAAGACUCAGCAGCCAUUCACCUUCAGCUUUACCCAGAGGGGUCAUCGGUGGAACAUUAGAGGGGAGGAGGAAGUGGGCUAGGUGGAGAGGCAGAGCUAAAAUGCUCAAGUACUCACUCUGUGCCAAGUGCUGUUCUAAAUACUAUCAAUUGACUGAAAUCUUCAAAAGAACCCUCUAAGGUCGGUCCCAUUAUGAGCCCCAUUUCACAGAUGCGGGGAUGGAAGCACAGAGAGGUUAGGCAACUUGCCUAAGAUCACACAGCUCAGAAGUGGCAGAGUCAGGAUUUAAACCCCAGCUGCCUGGCUCCAGAGUCAGUAUCCUUAAACAUAAUGCUUUACUGCCUGUACUUCUUUUUCUACUUUUCAUUUAAAGAUAGCAGAUAGCACCAAGCAAGGAAGGAGGAAGAUGUCCUCUUCUGUAAUCCCACUCAGACAGAAGACUUAGAGUGUGCCCAGGAGGAAAGAGAGAAGGGGGAAAAAUAAUCUCUCAACCCAAGGAAACUCCCUCUCCCAAGCAGAGUGAUGGGACGGAAGUCAGGAGCCCAGGACCUAUAGGUCGGGGGUAGUAGUGCGUCACAGAGAAGCUCUUUCCACUGGGCAGUUAGUGGAAGUCUUAUUUUUAAAAUGUUACAUUAAAAGUCAGGCAGUUCCUGGCUGGAACGGAACAUAGAGGAAAUGAUCAAACUUAAAGCAAAAAGGUCCCUUCUUGCCCCUUCCCUGCAGGGAAAUACAGGAGUUCUGAAAGGCAGGAAGCAAGUUAUGGGCAGAAGGGAAAAUACAAUGAGUUAAUGUGGGAAAUCUCUGGUCAGACAGGGUCUGUGGUUCCAAAGGCAAAGAUUGCACAUCAGGCAAAAUGAAUGCCCUUCCUUGUCUUUAUCACAGACACUUCAUGUGGCAAGCCAGCGCAUGCCCGCGGGUCAAAGGCCCGAGUGAGGACAUGAGGAGGCCCACUGCCUCCCGAGCAGGGUUCCCACCUGGGCCUGACACAUAUAAAUGCUCCUCUAGCUUACAAAAAGUUGAGACACCUUUGUUUUGUUUCACUUUAUUGAGUAGGCAAGGCAAGUCAGUCUUGCUUUCUUCAGGUCAAGCUUUACUGUUACGUUCCUCGGAUUAUGAUUCAAGAAAUCCCAACUCCCAAAAUAGGGGGAGGAGACAGCAGUGGAGUCAGGCCCACAGCCAGACCCAAAGGGGCUAGCCUGACCCCGACCCUGUACUACCUGUUUCUGUGUCACUCUGUCCUGCCCUACCUGCAACCUUCCUUCUUUCCUCCCCCUCCCUCCUUCCCUCCCUGCCUCCCCCUACACACACACACACACACACACACACACACACACGCACACACACGCUGUUCAGUCAGCUGACCAGGUAACAUCCAAAGCAUUUUGACUGUCCUACUAACUAAACUUAUUUCUUUGAGAUACUUUAGAAGGUACAUCUCAUCCUCACAGGAGGCAGCGUGGCCCAGGAGAAUCAGAUCUUGAUUCAAAUCCGAACUCUGUUCCACGAUAGUGGGCUUGACUUUCCUCACCUGUAAAAAGGGAAGUUUUCCUACUUCAUAAGGUACUUGGGGGAAAUUAUGGAAAUAAGAUAUGCCUAGCAGAAAGCCUUGUACACAAAAGGCAUUCAGUAUAUAUUCAUGCCCUUUGUGCAAGAGGUCAAGAAUCACUUAGGCUCUACCUAGAAGCCCAGAGCCUUAUAUCUGAGAUGGAUUACUUGGCAUCUGGGUUAUUUCUCUCUCAAAACUAAAUAGCAGUCGUUAAGAGGGAAGGAAAAGGCCCUAGCUCCUAGAGAAAGUGAAGGACCCAGAAAGAAACAGCAGGGACCGGCUCCCCUGCCCUGUGCACUUCUCUCCUGUUCCUGCAGCACGUUGUGGUGGUGCAGGGUGGGGGAGGGGGUGGGUUACAAAGGUAGAGGAGGAGUUCCUUUGGUACUUUACAGAGGGAAAGGAAAGUGGUGGCACUUUUAAGAUGGGUUUUCAUUCUCUCCCUGGACACCAAACACAAAGGUCAAUGGAUCACAGCUUGGCGGAGGUCUCAGGCAGUAAUGUGGAGACAGGGAAAUUUUCUUCCAAUCAGCACAGGAUGGUUAGGGAAGGGCAUUUGUCACUUUGGUUCUUACCCUUCCAGCCAUGUGAAAAGCAACAACAAACAGUAAGUCAGGACAUCAGAGACAAAAGCAUUUAUAGAACUAACAAAUGUAAAGGCUUGGCAAGUGAGAAAGCUUUAUUGAAGCACACACACAUUUCAGGGUGUGGAGAACAAAGAGGCACGUGACAGUCUGGGAUCCCAGGUUACGCCUUCCAUUACAGUAUCAAUCCACACCAAGUAAACCUUUUUAAAACACUCUUCCAUUCGCUUCACACAUACAGCAGAAACUGCCGUGGCUGCCUUCAGUCCAGUAGCCUUAGAGGAGCGUCCACUAGCACCCGACUCUACUGAAAACGACUUUUUCUCCCGUACAGGCUCCUUUUGCAAAUGACUUUGUGUUGAUACAGUGGUGAAAAUAAAAAGGUCAGUUUGGAACAGUGAGUUUUGGAGAAUGAACCUUAGACUACUAAACUGAAAUUGGAAAGGUCUCAACCCACCACACCUAGGUUACAUCUAGGUCAAGAUUAGGAAUAGAAAAUAUAGGAACUGAAACCACUUCAAGAAGGAAGUCAGAAAAACUGGGAGAGUCUCGGAACACGUUCUCUUGGAGCACUGACAGUGCCCAGGCUGGAGAAACACUGGACUGGUUUUAGACCAUCGUGGCUAUUCUGGCUACAUGACAGUAUAGAGACCACAUUCUGUGUGGUAGCACACGGCGGACACAAACGCUAAGGAAGGUGUGGUUCGUGAGAGUGAAGAUGUCUUGUCUUUCAUUAGAGAAAUUAGGAGCUCUCUAAUAACCACUGCAUCAGUUUAAAAUGCAAUGAAUUCAGCACAGCCUGGGAGACAUUCACCAGUCCCCAGGGACCACUGAGAAGCCCUUACUGGGCAUGCCCAUGUCCCACUCCAAAGGCCGUUAUCUAAUUAAAGUGCUUUUCUAAAGCAGCACAAUUCUAAGGGUCCCCCAAAGGUCUAGUGAAGGUGUCCAGAACUGGAAGCAACUUAAACAUUUUCUUAGCAUUUCCAAGAAAGCCAUUAGACCCAAGCAAGGUGGAAACUGCUAAAAACAAGAGGAGUUAAAAGCCUAGUUUCAGAAAUGUGUCAAGGUAAAUAAUGGAGUUAAAAGCAUAAAUUGGGGAGGAAAGAAAGGACCUACUCACUUCUCUCCCAUCUUCUUUCCUGGGUAACCCACCCCUGCUUCCCAGAGCCUUGCCCUCAGACCAGGCAAAUCUUGAAAACACAGACAGGUAUGAGUGCCAAAGGCAGUCAGGGCUUCCCAGGGAAGGAGUGUCCAGGAUAGCAAGGCAAUAAAAAGUUGUUUUGAAAGAUAAGUUAAUUAAAUCUCAUAAAGAUAGAAGAAAUUGGACUCUGAAAACACAUACUAGUUUAUGCACAAAUAAAAACAUUUUGAAGAGAUUCUUAUUCUCGAGCUUGCGUUAAAAAGGGGGAGAAGUCUGCUCACUCUGGUAUGAUGAGAUUUGUAGAAAUCCACACUUAUACACACACAUACAUAACACACACACAUAUUAAAUUAUAAAUCUUUGCUCUUGGUUUCUUCACUUCCUCCGACUUGCCCUGGACAGGGCUGGACCUGCAGAGAAGGACAGGGGCUCACAAGCCCAGCUUCUGCUUGGCCAUCGAGGAACGGAGCGGCAGAGUCCCUUCUGCCCAAGACCCUGGGUACUGCCGCAUCUUCUGCCACAGGCUCACUUCUUCCCCAGUCGAAUCCAUCCAGUCCACCACUUCCCCGUUACUGAUUCCUGAGGAGAAACACCAGAGGAGGCUGAACAGGGACCCCACUUCUCAGCUCACCAGCAAAGAUGGUUUCUGCACCAAGGGUGGCCACCGCGCAAAUGACAAUGUACUACGGAAAUGGGCCGAUGGGGACAGCAGUCUGGGAACGGCGCCCUGUUGAUUCUGCACAGCCACUUCUGUGCUCCUGAGAUGCUAUCAAGAUGUCAAGUGGAUGAAAUGGGACUCCAAACAGCACACAGUAGCUCAAGACCUCUUAUUCUGAGGCUGUUACAGCUACUGCCCUUCUGUUAUUGUCAAUUUGACUUGUAGUGGAAGGGAGGGAAGGAAAGAAAAGAUGGAAGGAAGGGAGGGAGGGAGGGAGGAAGAGGUGGGAGAAGGAAGCCAGCGGAACACCUUUUUUUUUUCCCUAGCUGUAGACUCCAGGCUUGAAGCUCAGCUUAUAUGUGGCUUCAUUCCUAUUCUCUUGUAUAUUCAUUCAAUAAACAUUUACUGAGUGCCUACUA
Molecule: messenger RNA, 7302 nt
Organism: Camelus dromedarius (Arabian camel)
Lineage: Eukaryota; Metazoa; Chordata; Mammalia; Artiodactyla; Camelidae
Gene: SRPX2
Product: sushi repeat containing protein X-linked 2
Exons: 11
Coding region: 508-1905 (465 amino acids)
Biological process (GO): positive regulation of cell migration involved in sprouting angiogenesis; cell-cell adhesion; positive regulation of synapse assembly
Molecular function (GO): signaling receptor binding
Source: RefSeq, a predicted model, not a curated record